AUGAAUGCCGGCGAUGCGAAUACGCAAAUUCUGAAUUUGCUCACAACUAAUCCCGAGCUCAUCCCGUAUUACUUGACACUGUGCCAAUUGCAAACACCGCAAAAUGCAAACGAAUUGAAUGCGAAUGCGACCGCUGUUCAGAAUACGCCGUCGGAAUCGCUCGGAAUUGUUGAAAAUGCGACCCAUGAGAUUCCCGGUGUUCUGCGAAGUUCAACCGUCAUCUGCCAGACGCCGACGUCUUCAGAAGCGACGACAAAUCUUCAGACCAAUCGACAGGUCGACUCGAGUCCGUCUGAAAAUACAAAACGCAAAGCUUCGGACGAUUCUGAAGGCGUGCCGACGUCGCGGAAGCGAAUUUCAAUGGCGGACAGUGAAGACGAGCCUGAGAAUCCGCACGAUGAUUGCUGUCAUCUGAAUCGGUCAACAUUGUCGUCGUCAAACUACACAUCAUUCGAGCCGACGAUGGAAUCAUCGACGAUUCGACGCGAACACGAAACGCUCGAGGCGUCGUCGCGGCGCAUCGGCGGAAUUCCGACGUCGACGUACUAUCCGACGCACUUCAUGCACGGCACCGUGCUGCAAUUGGCGAACGGCGCGACGAGACGCGUCGAAGACGUCUCGUCGGACGACUUCCUUCGUUGCGCCGCCGAAUCCGACGACGUCAACGUCAACGCGGCGAUCGUGUCGCGCAUUUCGCCGUCGGCCGACGCGGUGACGGUGCGGUUCGCCGUCGGCGCGCGUCGCCGUCUCGUCGAGCUCGCCGUCCAACACGAGCACCCGCUGUUUGUGCUCGGCAAAGGCUGGACGAGUUGCGACGUGAAGCGCACCGUCGAGAACUACGGACUGCGUUGCGAGCCGCUCGAGAUCGGCGACGUCUGCAUCGUGUUGACGCGCGAAUCGUCGAACGACGAGGCGGGCAUCGUGUCGAUAUCAGAAGCCGAUCGACAAUUCGACGAAUGGAAUCGCCGCAAUCGAAUCAAUGAAUCGCUCGCCGCCGAGUAUUUCGAUGAGGAUGAUCGUGGGCGAGCGUCGGCGCCGCCGAGAUUCCGAUCGUCAGCAAUAUUCCGCGAAAGAGCAAUGUCGUUUUGA
This is a messenger RNA of Caenorhabditis bovis, 1089 nucleotides long. The record is from the annotation of a GenBank genome assembly. Lineage: Eukaryota; Metazoa; Nematoda; Chromadorea; Rhabditida; Rhabditidae.